Messenger RNA from Trichomycterus rosablanca, 1708 nucleotides. RefSeq lists its product as uncharacterized. Lineage: Eukaryota; Metazoa; Chordata; Actinopteri; Siluriformes; Trichomycteridae. The record is from RefSeq and is a predicted model, not a curated record. Bases 419 to 1708 code for a protein of 429 amino acids. The transcript has 3 exons.
AUAAAUGAGAGAGAGAACCAGAGAUCGAGAGUGAGGUGAAAGAGUGUGAGAGAGUGCGAGUGCGUCAGGCAGGAGAAUGCGGAUCGAUAUCUUAUGCUGCUUCAGCAUGUAAAACAGCGAGCGAAUCAAAACAAACCAGGAGAGGAGAAAGGAGGAGAGGCGAGGAAAGGCAGAAUCAGUUGCUCGGGCAUGGAUUCUGGAUCCAUCGCUCUUUACUGCAGGUACCGAUGUUGUGGGACGGCUAUCGGCUUCUGAUCAUUUGACUGGGGUUGUCUCGUUCUCCAGCCUUGAAAAAACAGAUGCAUGUCAAGAGAAAGAGGAUGCUUAUGCAGAUGUACAGAGAUGGAAUGGCACAGCCAAAUGCCAUGGUUUCCCUCUUGGUGUCCUGCUGAGCAGGUCUAAGCUGGUUGCUGUGGCAAUGGGAAGACGGGCGGCUGACCUAGCCACCCCUGUGCCGGUGUCUGAAGUGCCUGCUCUGGUGGGAGUCCGUGAGUGGCAGAGUGGAGAGGUGGGGCUUACCUGUGCUCAUCACUGUAACGUUGGAGUACAAACAUCACCAGCCAUACAGGGCUGCCAAUCAGGAAAGAGAAUGACCAUGGCACCUAACGGGUACAUCUCGAGUGACCCGGUGGGCAGGAAAGGACAAAAAAGAAGUGCUUUGUUUAAACACAGGAGUCUUGAGAGCAAAGUGAAGAAGGGUGUGACGUUUCAAGGAGUAGACAGUAAAAUUGACAAUGACAUCCAAACCAACUCUAACUCGCAUAGCACCCGUAAAGGGAAGAGGGAUUUUCGAUUCACCAAUGGCAGUGUGGUUGACUCGGAAGCAAUUGGCGGUAUUAGCAGUGACAUCAGUGAAGGGGAGGAGUCAACUCCGAGGCUUAAAUCUGCAGUGCACUCAAUGAAAACCUUAAAGGUUCACCCACCAUGUUCCCCUCCACACCGAUUUCCUUUAAGAAUUUGUACCAAAUGUGGAGGGAGGAAAAAUCCUGUGGCUGCAGUACUCUACACCUCCACCAGGGAUGCUGUAUCACCAUGUUCUGCUGGUUCUGACAGUCUCAGAUCAAGCCCAGCGAUGCCUCUAGACUCUGGAAAACUCACCAUACCCCCAAUUUCUUCUCGAAACACUGAAAAGGCUGAUUCUGAGAAGAACCUCAAGUGUGGAGCUAUGCAAGCAGACAGAAGAACGGCAGAGACGUGGCCUCGUCCUAAUCUAAAUAUAAAUGCAACCCAGCUAUUAGCAUCUUCACAGGACAGCGAGGCAUUAAAAUUAACUAGACAUCAAUCAGCCAGAAGAUACCCUGGCGCUGACCUUCCACAUACACAUAUUGACAAUCAAGUUAGUCACGCAUCAUCUUCAUACACACAUACAGUUGCAGUGAGUGUUAUUAAAAAGACAAGCGUUUACCCAGAUUCACAGGCUCCUCAGGAACCCAGACUAAUUCCCACCCCUUCUGCACACACACCCAAAACGAGCAGUACCUUAUUAAACCACUCAAAACCUUCAACCACUGUAAACUCCCAAUCACUCCUUCUUAAAGGCACAAACCAGCAGUCCACACCAAAGACUGGAUCACAAACUACCAAUGUCCAUCUCACAGGCAUCUCAAGCUAUGCCAAAAGCCAUUCAAAUUCUUUAGCCACCCCAUAUUCACCCACAGUUUCCAAGGAUCAAAGCUUUGAGAAGUCAAAGACAUCUCAAAUGGAUUAG